CAUAUUCAUCUCACCCCCAGAAUGCAGAUCAGGACCCCACAGAGAGCAACAUAAAGUCCACUUUAGAGAACUGCAUCGGUUCUUUCGACAGCAUGUUUAUAAUGCAACAAAAUUUGGGGAAUACACGAGCACACCGUCUGAAGAAGAUGCCAUUGAUUUAAUGGUUAUUAAUGCCACGGGUACCGGAGAUGCCGAGAUGCUUGCUAGAGCAUGGUGUGCAGAGAAGGGUAAAAUGCGGUUAGAAGGAAGGACGGAGGCCCUUGUUAUACUUGCACUGUCCAAGCAGCGAGUAAGGGGGCUUUGGGGACGGGGGUAUUAAUAUGGGUGACAUAGUAUAUUCAGGUAUUAUCAGUGAAAUAGACCAAGUGUGAAGUCCAAACUCAGAUUGCAAGUAUAUAAUGAGCUCAGAAUCGUAGAUAUGAUAGGCCAUCUACAUCUAUCAAAUAGUUGUUUAUUCGUGAAGUUGAAAUAGAGUUGACUAUUCGGCUGUUGAACACUUUUUAGCGCCAAGAGGUGGAAAUAAAACCCAAAGUUUGAUUCAACAACGAAAAAUCUACACAAGCAUCAACUCUACCGUAUGCUAAUUGGUAAUAUUGGCCUCGAAAAUGGAAGACCCAAAUGAUGCAGCCAUUGACUCUAUCGACGUCGAUCUUGAUACCCAGGAGAUACUACUGGCCGCAUCACAGCACGAUGUUGCAAAACUGCGUGAGCUGAUCCGCAACAAUGAAAAGGACGAGAACCCCGCCAACGCGAAAGACCCAGAGACAGGAUAUACACCUUUGCAUGCAGCUAUAGCAGCAUGUGAAGCUGAGAGGGUCAAUGUAACAAAUGGCGAUACAGCUGAGCAUACGAUGAGUGAACAGGAGACGAUAGAAGGCGGGGUGAAGACCGUGAAAUUUUUACUUCUAGAGGGAGCUAUAUGGAACGAUUUGGAUGUCAAUGACGAAACCCCCGGGUGUAUGGCCAGAAGACUCGGGCUUACGGAAUUGUACCAGCUAAUGGUUGAUGCUGGAGUGCGCGCAGAGCUGUUAUUGAACAGAUUGGAGGGGUACGAGCAGCUGGAAGAUGAGGAUGAAAAAGCUGGGACUACAGAAGAGAAAGAGGCGGGGAAUGAUGCAGCUGAAGGUGAAAAGCCGGCUGAGGCUGCUGAUAUGACAGUUGGAGAAGGGGUUGUCCAAGAUCCGAGUGUUAGUAAUGAGCAUUACCUGAGUUCCGGAUUGACAUUCCAGGAGAAUAGGCUACUAGAUGGAGAUAAGAACGGAGUGAUGAUGGCGUGGGAAACCGGUAUAAUGGAGAAGUCAGCCAAAGCCUUGCUCCCUUCGCCCGGACUUAGAGUGUUGAAUGUCGGACAUGGCAUGGGAAUCGUUGACGGAAUUCUUCAGACUCUGCAACCAAGUGCCCACCAUAUCAUCGAGGCACAUCCAGCUGUGGUAGCAGAUAUGAAGAGCAAGGGAUGGCAUGAAAAGGAGGGAGUGACAAUACACGAAGGCAGGUGGCAAGACAUCCUACCCAAACUCGCUGCUGAGGGAGUGAUGUUUGACGCCAUCUACUAUGAUACCUUUGCUGAGUCGUACUCCGACUUCCGCGACUUUGCUUCAGAGCAUGUAAUAGCAUUGCUCGAGCCCGAGGGACGAUGGAGUUUCUUCAACGGCAUGGGAGCUGACAGGCAGAUCAGCUAUGAUGUGUACCAAAAGGUGGUUGAGAUGGACCUGAUGGAGGCUGGAUUUGAUAUCGACUGGACAGACAUUGCAGUGCCUUCACUGGAGGGCGAAUGGGAGGGAGUCAGGAGGAAGUACUGGGUCGUUGAUAACUACAGACUGCCCUUGUGUAGAUACUCUGAUUAAAUCGUUGUCUAAAGCCGUAAGAUAUCCAAGGUAGCCAGGGUUCCCCCUACGUGUUUGGCUCCUACUUUGCUUAUUUGGUGAACAGGAAGUAGGCCGCCCCCUUCAC
Messenger RNA from Trichophyton rubrum CBS 118892, 1950 nucleotides. RefSeq lists its product as uncharacterized. The transcript has a single exon. Gene Ontology annotation, molecular function: protein arginine N5-methyltransferase activity. Gene Ontology annotation, biological process: peptidyl-arginine methylation. NCBI's taxonomy places the organism in Eukaryota, Fungi, Ascomycota, Eurotiomycetes, Onygenales, Arthrodermataceae. The record is from RefSeq and is a predicted model, not a curated record. Gene Ontology annotation, cellular component: nucleus; cytoplasm. The coding region runs from base 606 to 1844 and encodes 412 amino acids.